AACCCUAAAUGCACGUAUUCUGGAAUUUAAUUUUCCCCCAAAUCCGCUCAAAAUUCAGUCUACUUCCACAUUGUCCUUUUUCUUUUUUGAAGCUACCAACAGAUUUAGUUUUCAAAAAAGAAUAAAUGGAAACAACAGCAUCUCAUCAUGAUCUUCUCAAGCAGCGGUGGAAUUCAAAGGUGAGGAGUCACGAGGUUGCUGUAGCGGAGCUAAAUAAUCUUUCUUCCUCUCGGGCUGUUUAUCAAAGAAAUGGGAAUAUAUAUUUCCGUACAAGCAUUCAGAAGGCAAAGGAAUCCGAACAGAAACAAUUGGAUUUUGCCAAAGCUAAGCUACAAAAGCCGAGUUCGAGUUGAUAGCAUCAUCAAACCACUGCAACCUCCAACGUUGCCGGUAUUGAUGUUCAGAAGAGAGAAAUUAUGUAGAACUGAAGGAGGAAAAUAUAAAUUUUUUCAACAAAUUUGGACGGUGCUCUUAAGGAAUCGUUACGUUUGAUUAUGAAGAUGAAACAAGAAGUACUUUCGUGGCACAUUUACAUCUAUCCCUAUUCUGUUAGCUAUUUCAAAUUUGAUUUCGAGUCGGUCGGAUUUUCUUUCGGUGAUCUUGUGUCGUAAUGGAUGAUAUGGAUUCUCAAGUAUUCCAUUAGGUCAUGUUUGGUAUGCAGUUUUGAACGAGACUAGAAAGUAGAAUUAACAAAGUUUAGUUUCUUUUUCUUUCUUCAUAGUGUCAAUAUUUUUUACAAGACAUGUCCUUAGUUUAUAUUUGUUUUAAUUUUAGGUAUCAGCCACAUGUGGUACGUGUUGUAGUC
Messenger RNA from Olea europaea var. sylvestris, 805 nucleotides. RefSeq lists its product as uncharacterized. The transcript has 5 exons. The record is from RefSeq and is a predicted model, not a curated record. Lineage: Eukaryota; Viridiplantae; Streptophyta; Magnoliopsida; Lamiales; Oleaceae. The coding region runs from base 126 to 353 and encodes 75 amino acids.